UAGCUAAGGCAGCUAGUCCGGUACAAUGCAGGUGGGGGCGACACUGUGUGCUAACUAACUAGCAACUUGUUAACUAACACACGGUGUCGCCCCAGCCUCCCGUCUGCUGUGCUAGCGGGAAGCAGGAGCGACAUUCGCACCCGCCUGUUACAGUUUUCUCCGGUACGCAGCCGGCCGGAGGCGUGUGCGACACCGUGUGCUAGCUAACUAGUAAGCUAGUAUGCUGUCUCCCCAGCCUCCCACCUGCUCUGGUAGCGGUAAGCGGUAGCGACACCGGUAGACCGUGUCCUUCGCCCCUGCCUGUCGCGCACUGUUUUCCGUAUUUCAGGUAACGACGUUGAGAGCAGGUUUAUUUCCCUUUUGACCCACAUUUAAAAGUGUCACAAACAUGUAGAUUUGGGGAAUGCCGACAUGCAGGAACGCCCCAAAUUGCAGGCUGCAGUUGCACAAUAUUGCCCUCUAGCACAUUGUUUCCCAACCAGGGGUACUAUCACCCCUGAAUACAUGGCCUAUCAACGGGGUACCUGAGAAGACUCAUGAGACCAUAGGCCUACUGGUAAAAUGCACACGACGACGGUACUCCAGGCAUAGCAAAACUCAGUUGGUCUUACACUAACCGAAAAGGGUUGGGAACCACUGCUCUAGCAGCACAGACGUGAAACGAACUACCCCAUCUCCCAGUCGGUGAAGUAGGCAACAAGAGACGCUGCUGAAAGUGUUUUGGUAGAUGCUGGACGAGGCAAUUUUAAAACCGCACCGCAACAGCGGCCGUGUCAACAGAUAUCCAAAAACAAACAAUAUCCGACUCUCGGAGAAUGAGUACACAACUGAUGGGGAUCUGAAAGAUUGUGGAGGCAAUUUAUCCUGCUCGUCAAAUUGUCUUUUCCAGACGGAUGUCUUGGACUGAAGGAGAGUGUAUCUGAAAUCUGCAAGGCUGUUGGGAUCUCCUUACGGAUGGGUGUGGGCAAAGACUCUCCCCUUACGCCGCUGAGCCGUCCUACUUGGAGUCCCCUCCACGUCCAUCUCCAUCCCAUUUAGCCACAGUAGCCAUAUCCUGAUCGCUGGCUCCAAGAUGGAUCCUUUGGGAACAAUGCACUUCACCACUAUCGACUAUGUCAUAUUUGCCCUUUUGCUGGUGGCAUCCAUGGGCAUAGGGCUGUAUUACGCCCUGUCAGGGGGUCGACAGCGCACCACUCAGGAGUUCCUGCUAGCGGACCGGAGCAUGAGCUGCCUUCCUGUAUCCCUGUCACUUAUCGCUACAUUUCAGUCAGCGGUGGCUAUAGUGGGCGUGCCGGCAGAGAUCUAUACCCAUGGCACUCAGUACUGGUUCAUAGGCUGUGCUUACAUCUUGGGCCUAUUAAUUCCAGCACACGUUUUCAUUCCUGUGUUCUACAGGCUGCAUCUUACCAGCGCUUACCAGUAUCUGGAACUGCGCUUUAGCAAACCAGUGCGUAUCUGUGGAACACUUACCUUCAUCUUUCAGACAGUCAUCUAUAUGGGUGUUUGUGUGUACACUCCGGCCCUAGCACUCAAUGCAGUUACUGGCUUUGAUCUAUGGGGAGCAGUACUGGCCACUGGACUGGUGUGUACACUGUAUACUACUCUGGGAGGCCUGAAGGCAGUGAUCUGGACAGAUGUCUUCCAGACCAUAGUGAUGUUUGCUGGCCAACUGGCGGUCAUCGUGGUGGGGGUCCAGCAGACUGGAGGGUUAGCAGAGGUCUGGAGGAAGGUCUGGGAGGGGAACCGUAUCUCUGGCAUAGACCUGAAUCCUGACCCUACGGAGAGGUACACGUUCUGGACCCUGGGGGUGGGAGGGGUCUUCCUGAUGCUGUCUCUGUACGGGGUGAACCAGGCCCAGGUCCAGAGAUACCUCAGCUCCAAGACCGAGAGGGAAGCCAUCAUGUCUUGCUACAUGGUGUUUCCCUCUCUACAGGUAGCUCUAGCUCUGAGCUGUGUCAUGGGGCUGGUCAUGUUCGCACGUUACUGUGGGGAGGACCAAUUUCACAAAAUAGGCAACUUAUCAAAAAAUGAGAUGGUGUUAUACUUUGUUAUGGACAUGCUGCAGGAUAUACCUGGUCUGUCUGGACUGUUUAUAGCUUGCUUAUUUAGUGCAGCUCUCAGCACCAUCUCGUCAGCCUUUAACUCUCUGGCCACAGUGACCUUGGAGGACCUGAUCAAACCACACUGCUCAUCCAUGACAGAGGCAAGGGCCACCCUGCUCUCCAAGGGACUGGCAUGUUCAUAUGGACUGAUUUGCCUGGCUAUGGCCUAUUUAACCCACUUGAUGAGUGAUUCCGUUUUGCAAGCUGUUUUCAAAAUCUUUGGAAUGGUUGGUGGUCCUCUUCUUGGCAUCUUCUGUCUCGGGAUGUUCUUUCCUUGGGCUAACUCUACUGGUGCCCUGGCAGGUUUGGGGUCAGGCCUGGCGAUGGCCUUCUGGGUGGGCAUCGGGAGCAUCGUAACCCGUACCUCUGGUGGUUCUGCUGCUGUGUCUCAUUUCAACUGCACUGCUGUACAACUCUCAGGAAACAUCACCACAGCCAUAGGGACUGCACUCAAUAGUACUGCUGUGCCUACUAGUACAUCCAGCCAACCAAUGGGUCUGCAGAGAUUCUACUCCUUAUCCUUCAUGUGGUACAGUGCUCUCAGCUCUUUCACUGUGGUGAUCACAGGGUUGAUCGUUAGCUUUCUCACAGGACCAAUGAAAGAGGAGGAUGUGACCCCAGGCACUCUGUAUCCUCUGUUGGGCAACAUGCUGUUCUUCGUACCAGAAAACCUCAAACAGAAUCUGUGCUGCGCCACCCCACUGGGGCACAGGCCAUUCAUCCAGGAAUGUCCACCUGCACAACACAAGGAAAGUAAUGUUCAGGCCGUCUACACAGAAGAAGAAGAGGAGAGGCAGAACUUUCUACCCACUUCCACCACACCUGUUAUGGAACACGAGACAACUGUGUGAUGCACAGAGACACUUCCAUAACCUCAUGUUAUGUCGCGGCCCACGGAGCAGUGAAAUGGUCCACACCAUUUCAUGUCACUGUUUUUCACAGAGGACCUGUUCUUUUGAGGAGAUGAUGCUCCGAGGGGAGAAGUGUUGUCGGGAGUGACUCUUAUUUUAAAGCUUUGCUCCAGCUUCAGGUUUUUAAUUCAAGUGACUGGAUAAAAAAUGCACUGGUACUGUAAAUGUAUAUUGUACAUGACGCAUGGCAAGACCAAAUAAACGUAGAGUAUUACGUAUUCUGGAAAUCAAAAAGAUAAACCCGAGGCCAUAUUAUCUAGUUCUGAGGAAUUCAGAUAUGAAUGGACCGGAUGUAUAAAUGCAAAAAAUCCGGUUUAUGUUUCCACUCAUUACCAAAUAUGGUGAUAAGAGGAAACCCAGUGGCCGGCAGUGGGAGAAGAAGGAUUUUGGCCGACAUUCUGCCAAUUUUCAACAACCAAACAUUUUAUCUCCAUACAGUUUUCUGUUUCUAAAACUACAAUCUGUACCCAACUGAGAGGACUGCAUUUUGUAGACUUUACCCUUUGCCAAAGUUUGAAAAAAGUUGUUUAGGAGUGCAAGGGUGAAUUGAGUUAUUAUUGCACACCCACACUUUAGAAUAGGCAUUCCCUAACAGAAAUAUGCAAAUUAAUGCUAGAACGUGCCAAUAGGAUCUCACUAGCUUGUGCUUGGCUCUUCCCACCU
This is a messenger RNA of Salvelinus sp. IW2-2015, 3676 nucleotides long. RefSeq names its product sodium-dependent multivitamin transporter. Gene Ontology annotation, biological process: pantothenate transmembrane transport; sodium ion transport; biotin transport. Gene Ontology annotation, molecular function: sodium-dependent multivitamin transmembrane transporter activity. Lineage: Eukaryota; Metazoa; Chordata; Actinopteri; Salmoniformes; Salmonidae. Gene Ontology annotation, cellular component: membrane. The record is from RefSeq and is a predicted model, not a curated record.